This is a messenger RNA of Vitis vinifera (wine grape), 855 nucleotides long. RefSeq lists its product as uncharacterized. The record is from RefSeq and is a predicted model, not a curated record. NCBI's taxonomy places the organism in Eukaryota, Viridiplantae, Streptophyta, Magnoliopsida, Vitales, Vitaceae. Bases 1 to 855 code for a protein of 284 amino acids. The transcript has 3 exons.
AUGGUUGCAACUUCGUCCACUGUUGGAGAUAGAGGCUGGUACAUGAAUACCGGAGCUACGUAUCACCUAACUCCAAAUCUCAACGAUUUGAAUUCACAUACUCCUUUUGUUGGUUCAGACAAAGUCAUCGUUGGAAAUGAUACAUCAAUGUUUGUUUAUUGUAACAAUUCUGCCAUGCUUGUUGUCUUGGUUUAUGUCGAUGAUAUUAUUGUCACUGGCUCAAGUUCCUUGCUCAUUGAACAACUUAUAUCCUCCUUAAACUCUUGCUUUGCUCUCAAGGAUCUUGGUCUUCUCAACUUCUUCCUUGGAAUAGAGCGUGCUGGUUUGUCUGAAUCAAAGCUCGUGACUUCCCCAAUGGCUGUUGGUCAUGUUCUCUCCAUAGCUGAUGGUACUAGAUUUGAAGAUCCCACCUUGUAUCGGAGUCUUGUGGGUGCCCUACAGUAUUGCACAAUUACUAGACCAGACAUUGCUUAUACUAUUAAUAAGUUUUUCCAAUUUAUGCAUGCUCCAACCUCUACUCAUCUUCAAGCCGUGAAGCGUGUUCUUCGUUAUCUCAAAGGUUCAUUGUUUUAUGGGCUUUCUUUCCAACCAUCUUCCUCCCUUGAUCUUAUUGCCUAUACAGAUGCAGAUGGGGCAUCUUGCCCUGAUGAUAGACGUAGCACCAAUGGCUACUGUAUAUUUUUUAGAGGCAAUUUGAUCUCUUGGUCAGCUUCUAAACAAAAGGUGGUUUCUCGCUCUAGUAUCGAAUCCAAAUAUAGGGGCUUGGCUAAUGCAACAAUUGAACUCACUUGGAUCCAGUCUCUACUUAAAGAACUCUUUGUUCCCCUGUUUCAGCCACCUGUUCUUUUUUUGUGA